Felis catus (domestic cat) is the source of this 891-nucleotide messenger RNA. It is a transcript of the gene NDUFV2, whose product is annotated as NADH:ubiquinone oxidoreductase core subunit V2. Lineage: Eukaryota; Metazoa; Chordata; Mammalia; Carnivora; Felidae. Bases 80 to 829 code for a protein of 249 amino acids. Gene Ontology annotation, biological process: mitochondrial electron transport, NADH to ubiquinone. Gene Ontology annotation, molecular function: NADH dehydrogenase activity. The transcript is spliced from 8 exons. The record is from RefSeq and is a predicted model, not a curated record.
AGCGCGCACGCCGUGCGUCCCAGGCUCGCUCGGGAUUCUCGCCUGGUGCCGCAGGGAAAGGCCAACUGUUUGGUCCGCCAUGUUCUUCUCCGCGGCGCUCCGGGCCAAGGCGGCAGGCCUCAUCGCCCAGUGGGGAAGACAUAUAAGGAAUUUACAUAAGACAGCUGUGCAAAAUGGAGCUGGAGGAGCCUUAUUUGUUCACAGAGAUACUCCUGAGAAUAACCCAGAUACUCCAUUUGAUUUCACACCAGAAAACUAUAAGAGGAUAGAGGCAAUUGUAGGAAACUAUCCAGAAGGACAUAAAGCAGCAGCUGUGCUUCCAGUCCUGGAUUUAGCCCAAAGACAGAAUGGAUGGCUGCCCAUCUCUGCCAUGAACAAGGUUGCGGAAGUUUUACAGGUACCUCCAAUGAGAGUAUAUGAAGUAGCAACUUUUUAUACGAUGUAUAAUCGAAAGCCAGUUGGAAAGUAUCACAUUCAGGUCUGCACUACUACACCUUGCAUGCUUCGAAACUCUGACAGCAUACUGGAGGCCAUCCAGAAAAAGCUUGGAAUAAAGGUUGGGGAGACGACACCUGAUAAACUUUUCACUCUUAUAGAGGUGGAAUGUUUAGGGGCCUGUGUAAAUGCACCAAUGGUUCAAAUAAAUGACAACUACUAUGAGGAUCUGACACCUAAGGAUAUUGAAGAAAUUAUUGACGAGCUCAAAGCUGGCAAAAUUCCAAAACCUGGGCCAAGGAGUGGACGCUUCUCUUGUGAGCCAGCUGGAGGUCUUACCUCUUUGACUGAACCACCCAAAGGACCUGGCUUUGGUGUGCAAGCAGGACUUUAAUUUAUAUUCAACUGUAAAUAUGUUCCAGGAGGAAUAAAACAUGAAUCUUCUAUCUACAUAAA